Symbiodinium necroappetens is the source of this 870-nucleotide messenger RNA. The record is from the annotation of a GenBank genome assembly. Lineage: Eukaryota; Dinophyceae; Suessiales; Symbiodiniaceae.
AUGGCAAGAAUUGUGUUUUGCUGUGCGUGCUGUGAGGGCUCGCUCGUGAAGAUCAAGGCCUGGGUGGAGCAGCGGCUGAACGAGCGGAAAGUCUCCUGGGAGAUGCUUCCUGAGGAGGGUGGACCGAGGGAGAUGCCCAGCUUCUCUCACGGCUACCAGGUCGUCGGAUCUCUGACGCAGAUGAAGCUGAUCCCUAUGAAGGCGGUGAGGGGUCUCAGGAAUGUCUUCGAAUACACCACUCGGCUCGGCUUGCAGAGCCUGGAGACAUUUCACUUCAUGCGGGACUAUGAUCGCACACAGGUGAUCUACCCUGCAAGGCAUCUGCCGCGAAGCUCUACGGUGCCCGUCAGGGGGCCCGAUGCUGGCGGAACUGAGAGCUUCUUCGCAAUCAGCGGCCGGCAGGGUGAUCGUCUGCUGCUUCGCCUGGAGGUAUCGGACGCUCAUGUGACGGUGAGCGCAAGCCAGUCGUCCGGCACACGCACGUGGCACAGUCAAGAGGGGCGGAUGCGAAAGCGCUUCUUCGUGGCAGGCUCUUCGUGGGAUCGUUGCAUCGCCAUGGACCAGGAUGCAGAUCAUCCAGACAGGUAUUUCGCACAGGUGAUGGUCGUCUCUCGGACAUGCGCGGAAGAAUUCCAGAUCCUGCUCGACGAGGAUCCAAAUCGAGCCAUCUUUCCAGAAGCGCCUAGAUCCACGAGCGGUGGCUCCAUGGUCAUGGGUCCGGAAUCUGGCAAAUCAGACAAGAAGUUUCUCAUCGCUGGCUACCCAGGCACCACCUUCGAGAUAUGCCUGGACCUCCAAAGUGAGAACAGGUGGAAGACCGUGACGUGGAGAAAGCUUGCCGAAGAGGCUCCGAAAGCAAUUGCAUUCUGA